Molecule: messenger RNA, 1766 nt
Organism: Ectocarpus sp. CCAP 1310/34
Lineage: Eukaryota; Phaeophyceae; Ectocarpales; Ectocarpaceae
Source: the annotation of a GenBank genome assembly
AUGUCCCAGUGCAAUCCCUCAUCCCAUGGAAUAUUGAAAGAGCUUGGCAAACUUGCAGAGCUGAAACAAAGGGGUCUGAUUCUUGACCGUCACUUCGAGACAAUCAAAGCACACGUGAAGGCGGGCAACUCCGUUGCGAAGGAGCGAUGGGACGCCAUCGAGAGCGCGUGGGGGCUGAAGCAGAACGGUGUCUUCGACGAAGAAGAGUGGGUCACGCAGAUUGACGGCGAAACGCAGGGUAUUACCGGCAGCACCCGCCUGUCCUCUUCAUCCCAAGAAGAUGUCGGCAGCGCGCGAGGUACUGCACCGCCGUCUCAGCACCCACCUGCUGCUGCAGGUACCGCGAGGAGAAAGGCCGUGGAUCGCGGGAAGCAAGUUAGGGAGAGAGCUGCCAAAGGCACUUUAGGCGGCAAACUCUGUAACGCGUUCGCAAUUGGCAGCCGAGGACCGAUUGAGCGGACUCGCGGUGGAGUGAAAGAUUUCAUAUCCGGUAUAAUCUUCCAACCUCCGACCCCGGAGUCCCGCCGGUCUUGCCCUCACUGUCCCAUGACCUUCGUGAACGAGCAAGGCCAUGGGAUCCACGUGAGAACGCAGCACAGCAGUGCAAACAUGUCCAAUGGCGUGCGGCUGCGGCGAAUGUUACGGAAGGAUGUCGAAGGGAGUGUCCUGCCGUGGGAAGCUGCCGGGCCUGGGCGUUGUUGGCACGUGAAGUUCGAUCAUGCGACGGGGACGGCUUCGUUCAAAGCCCACGCGGUCAACCAGCUGCGCAUCCUCCAGGGCAACGCCGAAGACCUCUGGAAGGAGGAGCGGCGCACGCCUCUUCAGUUCUUGGAGGAUCGUCUCAAGAUUCCCUACAGCAAUAUAGUGAAGUGGGCCAAGAACGAGAAGAAAUUGAUCGCGGCGGCAGCCGAUGACGCAAAGAAGAGUCUCCUCGCCAAACAGCAGCCUAAGCGGUGGUUUCCUGAGGCAGAGAAGCGACUGUACAAGGAGUUCGUGGAGCGGCUGAAGCUGAAGGUGUCGACCCUACGCCGGACCAACCUCAAGAACAAGUCUGUCGAAGAGCGGCUUCCAAAGAUCCAGCGCUCCCACCGGCUGUUUCGCAAGCUCCUGCAAGAGCCGGUGCGGUACAGGGCGCCCGAUGAGUCCGACGCGUCGGCAGUCACGACGGUCGCGGAGAGCGAGUGCAGGGUUCCCAAAUACGGUCAAUUCCAGCUCUGGGAGCGUUGUAAUGUGGAUCAAGUGUCUUUGGCAUUCGUGAACGGGCUGCUCGACACGUGGGACAAGAGAGGUGCGUUGCGGGUAGCAAUCUCGCAGCCCUUUCCUGGCCUAGAGAAAAGGCAGUGCACGAUGCAAGUCAUCUUUGGUCCGGGUGACAAGACCAUAUGCAUUUCGGUGAUUUUCCGAGGCACGGGAAAGCGGAUCUCGCCGGUGGAGAAGGCAGCGUAUCACGAGGACGUGGACGUGUUUCCAGGAGAACGCGUGGGCCGUCCACAAGUUCUGCAUGGAUUGGGCGAAGCGGUCCUACCGCGAAGGCCUCAUGCGCGGGCGGGGUGAGCUCCCCAAGGCGAGGUCCAUUAUCAUGGACAAGUUGCACGCGCAGACCACGGACGAGUUUAAGGAGUAUCUUGCGAAGCACUGCAAGACUCUCGCCUGGUAUGGCCCUUCGGAGUGCACGGACGAAGUGCAGCCAGUUGAUGCAGGAGCCGGACGAUUUCUCAAGGUUGAAGUGGGGAGGCAGAUGGACAUAUGGCUCGAGCAGUCGGAUA